GGCGGCCCCGCGCCAAGUGGGCAAGGGCGGCGGUUGCGGCGGGCUGUUCGACGUGCUGCUGACCACCUACACGCUGUGGGAGCGCGAGGGGGCCAACUACGGCAUUGACCGGGCCUUCCUCUCCAAGUGGCCCUGGUCGCAUGUGGUUAUGGACGAGGCCCACGCGCUCAAGAACAGCUCCUCCACCCGCUCCCGCAAGCUGCGCAAGGUGGCGCAGAUGGCGGCCACUCGCAUCAUGCUGACAGGCACCCCCCUCCAGAACGACCUGCUGGAGCUGCAUGCGCUGCUGGCCUUCCUGCUGCCCACCAUUUUCACCGCGGGGGAGGGCGCGGAUGCGCUGGCGGAGCAGGUAGCAGAGGCCGCCAAGCCGGGCGCCCCGGGUGCUGCGGGUGUGGCCGCCUGUGAGGCUCAGGGGCGGCUGGUGGAUCGCAUGAAGCAGCUGCUGCAGCCCUUCAUAUUGAGGCGUCUUAAGAGCGAGGUUGCGGACCAGCUGGUGGCCAAGAAGCAACACAUCGUGCAGCUGGACAUGGUCCCCGAACAGCGGCAGCUCUACGAGUCCACCAUCGCCUCCAUGCGUGAUGAGGUCAGCAAGGA
Molecule: messenger RNA, 594 nt
Organism: Astrephomene gubernaculifera
Lineage: Eukaryota; Viridiplantae; Chlorophyta; Chlorophyceae; Chlamydomonadales; Astrephomenaceae
Source: the annotation of a GenBank genome assembly